AUGUAUAUUGCACUAACCUCAUCUCCCCCAGAAAUGAAUGCCAACAGUAUGCCUAAACAAGUGGAGGUGAGGAUGCAUGAGAGCCACCUGGAACCCAUUGAGGCAAGGCCCCGGUCCAAAUGUGGCCAAAUCUGCUCCAAAAUGUUCAAGAACCUCCUCCUCACACUCACCGUCCUUGGUGUGAUCCUGGGAGCUGUAGCAGGGAUGUUGCUGCGUGUUGCUUCUCCCAUUCAUCCAGAUAUUGUCAUGGUGAUCGCCUUUCCUGGAGAUAUCCUGAUGAGGAUGCUAAAGAUGUUGAUCUUGCCUCUCAUUAUCUCCAGUUUAAUUACAGGUUUGGCUGGUCUGGAUGCUAAAUCUAGUGGUCGCCUGGGUACCAGAGCUAUGGUCUACUACAUGUCCACCACAGUUAUCGCUGCUGUUCUGGGUGUCAUCCUGGUGUUAGCCAUCCACCCCGGUAACCCCAAGCUGAAGGAGAAUCUUGGCGAGGGCGAGAAAAAUGAUGAUGUGUCCAGCUUGGAUGCCUUCUUUGAUCUGAUAAGGAAUCUUUUCCCAGAGAAUCUAGUUCAGGCCUGCUUCCAACAGAUCCAAACAGUUACAAAAAAAGUGGAAAUUGCUGUUGAAGAGGAAGUCAAUGUCACUACUGUGGAGGGACUGGUUGCUAACAUUACCAAGGAGCCUCAGUUCAUCAUCAAAAAGUCCCUUCAGUUCAAAAGUGGCAUGAAUGUUUUGGGUCUGAUUGGUUUCUUUAUUGCAUUUGGCAUCUGCAUGGGAAAGAUGGGCGAGAAGGCCAGACUCAUGAUUGAAUUCUUCAAUAUCCUCAAUGAGAUUGUGAUGAAACUUGUCAUCAUGAUCAUGUGGUACUCUCCCUUUGGUAUUGCCUGUCUGAUUUGUGGCAAGAUCAUCUCCAUUAAGGACUUGGAAGUGGUAGCCAGGCAGCUUGGCAUGUAUAUGGUGACUGUAAUUAUUGGCCUCAUCAUCCACGGAGCAAUCUUCCUGCCCAGCAUCUACUUUGUCAUCACAAGGAAAAACCCCUUCACCUUUUUCUUGGGAAUCUUCCAGGCCUGGAUCACUGCUCUGGGGACAGCUUCCAGUGCUGGUACACUGCCUGUCACCUUCCGCUGCCUGGAGGAGAAUUUGGGCAUUGACAAAAGAGUCACUCGUUUUGUACUCCCAGUAGGUGCCACCAUCAAUAUGGAUGGAACUGCUCUGUAUGAGGCUGUGGCUGCAAUCUUUAUUGCCCAGAUGAAUGGUGUGUAUCUUGACCCUGGCCAGAUUGUCACAGUCAGUCUAACAGCCACCCUGGCCAGUGUGGGAGCGGCCAGUAUUCCCAGUGCUGGCCUGGUGACCAUGCUAUUGAUCCUUACUGCUGUCGGCUUGCCAACUCAGGAUAUCAGUCUGCUGGUUGCUGUUGACUGGCUGUUGGAUCGAUUCAGGACCUCGGUGAAUGUGGUUGGCGACUCCUAUGGUGCAGGCAUUGUGUACCAUCUAUCCAAAGCAGAGCUGGAUGAGCUAGAUGCACACAUGGCUAAAUCGGACGACAUUGAAAUGAUGACAAAGACCCCGUCCUAUUAUGAUGAUAUGAAGAACCACCACGAAAAUAAUUCCAACCAGUGCGUUUUAACCACAACUGCUACCACAGCUGCUACUGCUAACACUAACUGUUCUGUCUUAGUAGAUGAAUGCAAGGUAACCUCAGCCGCUAAUGGUUCUGCUGCGGAGUGCACGCUUGAUGAGGAGGAACCAAGGAAACAUGAAUAAUGGCAGCGUAGAGAUCCCCCUGCUCCUGGGCUCCACGAGCUUUGCUAUCUGGUGAUAAAACAGAAGAGUAAAUGAAAAGUCACGUGAACAGAACUACUAAUGUUUUUUUAUGUAGUUUUUUUUUUAUUUUCUAUUAUUAGUCCCUUUAAAAAACUUUUUGUAUUUUUGUCUAUCUGACUGAUAUGUUAUACUAAUUCACUUAACUGUGAGCUGAUAACAGAGUCAUACCUCACCUGUUAGAGUUCAGUCAUAUCCUGAAUAGCAGAUACUUGCACAACAUGCUUCAAGGCUUGGGGAGGAAGGAGGAGAUGAAAAAACUGGACAAAUAUUUUUAGUAACAAGUUUCAUUUGUAUGUUUAUAUGAAAAGCAACAAACUGGUGGUAUUUUACACAUACUGAGGCUGUCUUGUAUGUCUCAUAAAGGUGGUGCCCUUUCAUCAAAUUGGGAAUCCCUGUUAAUUCAGAAAAUUGCUAUCUGUAUUAAAGCAAGUAUCUUUUGAAAAAAAAUCAUUAAAUUCUUAAUAUUUUAUCCAUUGCCUACCUUGUAAACAGGCCAUAGGGAAAUAACUCUGAGCCUCUUCACAUGGAAAUAUUAUAUUGCAAAGAUUAUCCCAUAAAGCCAGUAUUUGUUUUCCCUUUUCUUCUGUGAAGAAAAUUGACUUUCCUCUUUCACGCGUUGAGAGAGAUUUCAAAACUAAUUUAUUUGUGUGGAGAGAAAAAUUACUACAGGGAUCAAACGGCUAUAAAAUCAACCCGUUUGCAGAACCCCUAGCACUACUUGUCGCUUUUUCUAUUUGCAACACACUGACUAUUUUUAUUCAGCUGUGUUGCCCCUAAAAUCCCUGUUCUAAAAAUUAAACUUUACGUAGCACUUUUUAAUUUUAUUCCCCAAAGUAAAUUCAUGAUGCCAAUGAAAUUAAAAGUAAUUUUUAUAGCUAAAAAAGUGAAAGAUAACUCUAAUAUAUAGAGAUAUGGAAAUAUAUCACCCUGAAUGAAACAUAAGGAUUAUACUGAACACAAAUGAUGCCAACUUGGUAUUUCUUGUUGGUGUUAUCUUUGCCCAUUACACCUUUUCUCUUUUUAUGAAACUGAUUUACAGAAAGCACAACCGGAUACUCAGGCCUUUUUUGUUUACUAUGACAGGAAAACCUUGUCCUGCAAUAUUAACGUGUUUACUUUAUCAAUUUUUGUACUUUUCCAAUGCUUUGUCUGUAAAAAAUUGUUUACCUUGGACAUUCAUCUUUAGAAAAUAUAUCUAUAUUUUGGAAAGGGAGGAUUUCCAGCACAAUAAGCAAGCACAGAUAUUCAUUUUUGUAGCUACACUCAAGUGGCUGAAUCACCUUGUUACCUGAGAGCACACUCAUCUUUUAACACUUAUAGAGCACACUAGAUGAACAAACACAAACAAUUUGCCAAUAAUAAACCUUUUCAAGAGGAUUCUUGAACUGAUUCCUAAAAAUGUAAUAGUUUCAUUGCCAUCAGAGCUCAAGACUGUUCCUACAAACCCUAUAUGCUGCAGCUGUGCUUUUGUGCCAAUCAGACGACUUCUUUGGAGACUCCAAACAAAAAGGGACAAACAGAGUAAUUAUGAGAAGAGCAUCUGCCUCAGUUUAAAAAGAUGGUAAAUGUCUACAGAGCAUUGAAGUAAUGCAUACCAAUGUUGGUUAAAGGGAAAGUUCAGUAUUUUUGGUAAUGUAUCUGAAGUAUAACAAGUCUCUUGGCUUUGUCAUAUGACUGAAAUCUAAGUUAGCUGGUUAUAAAGGCUGGAGCUAGGAACUAACUAGAAGGGAACAAGACAAAAAUGAACUUCCUGCUUCCUAAAAAAACACUACUGUCAAAGCAGUUCAUGCAAUGUGUUAUGAACCUAACAACAUUCACCAUGUUAUAACUGACUGGAUAUUUCUAAAGAGGAGAGUUAUUAUUUACACAGGAAAAGGAUGUUUGAAGCAGUGCGACACCAGUGUUCUUGCUCUUUGAAACAGGUACACAGGACCUGUGCUGUAUUUAUUUGUCAUACUGACCACCUUGUUGAAAACGAAGCACAAUAGAUAUUUUUGCUGUUGGCACUUAAAAAGCUAACCUGGGGUUUUAAUUAAGAUCUUUUUUUAAAUUGGUCUUUAAGUUGGAUAAUUUUAAAACUCCAUUAUCUACGUGGGCACACUUUACCAAUAUGCACUUCAAAC
Molecule: messenger RNA, 3941 nt
Organism: Cyprinodon tularosa
Lineage: Eukaryota; Metazoa; Chordata; Actinopteri; Cyprinodontiformes; Cyprinodontidae
Gene: slc1a2b
Product: solute carrier family 1 member 2b
Exons: 11
Coding region: 1-1758 (585 amino acids)
Biological process (GO): L-glutamate transmembrane transport
Cellular component (GO): plasma membrane
Molecular function (GO): L-glutamate transmembrane transporter activity; neutral L-amino acid transmembrane transporter activity; glutamate:sodium symporter activity
Source: RefSeq, a predicted model, not a curated record